Brassica napus (rape) is the source of this 669-nucleotide messenger RNA. RefSeq lists its product as uncharacterized. Gene Ontology annotation, molecular function: zinc ion binding; nucleic acid binding. Bases 1 to 669 code for a protein of 222 amino acids. The record is from RefSeq and is a predicted model, not a curated record. The transcript has a single exon. Lineage: Eukaryota; Viridiplantae; Streptophyta; Magnoliopsida; Brassicales; Brassicaceae.
AUGAUUAAUGGUGAGAGGUACUGCGUAUCAUAUGAAGGAAUCUCGACGAUCUGCUCGUCAUGUGGUAUGUAUGGACAUAUAGCCUAUUCAUGCCCACGUAAGGUACUGGAGGAAACUCCUAUAAAUGCGGUUCUUCCAGUGGACAUGACACAAAAGAAUACGGAGGUUGCAGGUAUGGAUACCGAUUUUAUCCCAGUGAGACAGGCCAGGAAAGGGCUAACUCAGAAUGGGCAGAGAGGAGUUACACUGCGGAGUAAUGAAAGUAGGGAGAUGGUAGGAAAUAAGACGUUGAUCGGUAGUAAAAGUCGAGGGGCUCGUCAAGAGAGUAUGUCGGAGGAGAUAAGGGUUUUGAAUAAGUUUGGAGGGUUGAAUGUGGAGGAAGAUAUGGAGGAACAAAUGGAGGAGAGUGGGAAUAGAGAAGAGAAUAAAGAAAAUGAAAAUACUACUAAUAUAGUAUCUGGAGGAGCGAGCAAAGAGACUGGGAAGGAAUUCUCAUUUGGAAAGAAUGGGAACAUAGGGAACCAACAACCAGCUCGAUUGGGUCCAAAAGAUAAGAAGAUUAGCAACAUGAGAGGUCCAAAUCCUUCUAAGACCAAACUGAGAAAUGUUGGGCCUAUGCGCGGUUUGGUGUUUGGCCCAAUAAGUGGGGAGAGUGGCAUGUCGGCGUGA